Messenger RNA from Danaus chrysippus (African queen), 990 nucleotides. The record is from the annotation of a GenBank genome assembly. Lineage: Eukaryota; Metazoa; Arthropoda; Insecta; Lepidoptera; Nymphalidae.
AUGAUAGGAGCACAAAGUAACAGAGUGGGGUUAGGAUCGAAUAGGAAAGUCCAAGAUGCGGAUAUAUUGAAGUCUUUUAUUCGGCAAGACGAGAAUGAUAAAUAUAAGAUCCAUGCAAUGAAUUUAGAAAUGCAGAACGAGUGGUUAGACAUAGGAGAUUUUUGCAUCCCAUUAGCAUUAAAAUGGCGCACUUUAAUUUAUGAUUGGUCGCCAGCAUUGCUAAAAUUCUAUCUCAAUGCGUUCCAGAUGACUCUCCCAGAUCAGAGUAAUUUAGUAAAAUGGGGUAAAAGUACCGAAAAAACUUGCUAUAUCUGUGGAAAGGCAGUUGGAACUGCUAAGCAUCUGCUGGUGGGAUGUAAGGUACUACUUGACAGCGGUCAAUACUCGCGUCGUCACGAUAGGGUUCUAGAAGUCAUACGUGAAGCGGUUAGUCUUUCGGUAGCCAGAGCGCAAAAGGGAAUAACCACAAACGCACGAUCAGUAGGUUUUGUGAGAGAAGGCACUAGGGCUACAAAAUCAAACGUCAAGCCUUACUCCAUCCUUAAAGCGGCGUCGGAUUGGACUAUAAUGAUGGACACGUAUGAAAAACAAUAUAAAAUCCCCGAGGAUAUUUGUGCGUCGGCCUCCAGACCGGAUAUAUUUUUGUUUUCGCGAAUUUUAAAGCGCGUAGUGAUGAUAGAGCUUACGGUCCCUUGGGAAACCAACAUCCCCAAAGACCAUACCAUCAAGGUCAACAAAUAUUACGAGCUCACAAACGAACUCACUCGAAAUAGGUUCGUAGUAGAUUUGUACGCGGUAGAGGUGGGAGCGAGAGGUAUAACAGCGAAAUCUCUCUAUAACCUACUAAAGGACUUGGGCUUGUCCAGAACUCACAUUAAUGCAUUCUUGGAACGUACAUCGAAGGCAGCCCUAGUAGGUUCUUUUCAAAUUUGGUUAGGUAGGGAGAGGAGCUUGGACAGUGGAGGUGAGCGUAUAACGCGCGUUAGUUAA